Molecule: messenger RNA, 420 nt
Organism: Artibeus jamaicensis (Jamaican fruit-eating bat)
Lineage: Eukaryota; Metazoa; Chordata; Mammalia; Chiroptera; Phyllostomidae
Gene: ACOT13
Product: acyl-CoA thioesterase 13
Exons: 3
Coding region: 1-420 (139 amino acids)
Molecular function (GO): fatty acyl-CoA hydrolase activity
Source: RefSeq, a predicted model, not a curated record
AUGAGCCUGGCCAAGAAUGCACGGGAGGCUUUGAAGGCCAUCACCAGUUUCCCCGGUUUUGACAGAGUUUUGGAAAAGGUGACUCUGGUCUCCGCAGAUCCGGGGAAGGUGACCUGCGAGCUGAGGGUGGAGGAGGAGCACACCAACAAGUUUGGCACCCUUCACGGGGGGCUGACGGCCACCCUGGUGGACUCCAUCUCAACGCUGGCGCUGCUCUGCACGGAAAGGGCCCUGCCGGGCGUCAGCGUGGACAUGAAUAUCACGUACAUGUCGCCUGCUAAAGCCGGAGAAGUUGUGGUCAUCACAGCGCACGUCCUGAAGCAAGGAAGGACACUGGCCUUUGCCUCCGUGGACCUGACCAAUAAGGCCACGGGGAAGCUGGUGGCGCAGGGCAGGCACACGAAGCACCUGGGGAACUGA